AACACUAGCACAGUAGCCCGGUGUUUCGGCCUCAAUUUUUUUUGCUAAGGCAACAAAUAAUUCCAACUGCGUUCAGUUGUUUAUUAAACCCAAACAAGUUAGUAAGGAGAAAAAUAUUGUAUUGAACAAAUAAUUCAAGACAUCCAACAAUAUAAUCAUGGCCGAGGCGGAGAAGAUUGAGGUACGCGACAUAACUCGCAUUGAGCGUAUUGGAGCACAUUCACAUAUUCGUGGUUUGGGACUGGACGAUGUACUCGAAGCACGUGCCGUAUCCCAGGGCAUGGUGGGCCAGAAGGAUGCCCGUCGUGCAGCUGGCGUGGUCACCCAAAUGGUGCGCGAAGGCAAAAUAGCUGGUCGUUGCAUUUUGUUGGCCGGUGAGCCGAGUACUGGCAAAACGGCUAUCGCAGUUGGCAUGGCCCAGGCUCUGGGCACUGAGACUCCAUUCACAAGCAUGUCCGGAUCUGAAAUAUAUUCACUGGAGAUGAGCAAAACCGAGGCUCUAUCGCAAGCACUACGCAAAAGUAUUGGUGUCCGCAUCAAAGAGGAAACGGAAAUCAUCGAAGGCGAAGUUGUGGAAAUACAAAUUGAACGUCCGGCAACCGGAACGGGACAAAAGAUGGGCAAGGUUACACUCAAAACAACGGAAAUGGAGACAAAUUAUGAUCUGGGCAAUAAAAUAAUUGAAUGUUUCAUGAAGGAGAAAAUCCAUGCCGGCGAUGUGAUUACCAUUGACAAGGCAUCAGGCAAGGUAAAUAAACUGGGACGCAGUUUCACUCGGGCCAGAGACUAUGAUGCCACUGGGGCACAGGCUCGCUUUGUCCAAUGCCCCGAGGGUGAGCUACAGAAACGCAAAGAAGUUGUCCACACAGUGACCCUGCAUGAGAUCGAUGUGAUCAAUAGUCGCACUCAUGGUUUCUUGGCUCUCUUCUCGGGCGACACUGGUGAAAUUAAGCAGGAAGUACGCGAUCAGAUCAACAAUAAGGUCCUGGAAUGGCGCGAAGAGGGCAAAGCUGAGAUCAAUCCCGGUGUCCUGUUCAUUGAUGAAGUCCAUAUGCUGGACAUUGAGUGCUUCUCGUUUCUGAAUCGCGCCUUGGAGUCGGAUAUGGCUCCGGUGGUGGUGAUGGCCACUAAUCGUGGCAUCACACGUAUACGCGGUACCAAUUACCGCAGUCCACAUGGCAUUCCAAUUGAUCUGCUCGAUCGCAUGAUCAUCAUUCGCACCGUUGCCUAUUCCGAGAAGGAAGUCAAGGAGAUUCUCAAAAUACGCUGCGAGGAGGAGGAUUGCGUCAUGCAUCCGGAUGCCCUGACCAUUCUAACACGCAUUGCCACGGAUACCAGCUUGCGGUAUGCCAUUCAAUUGAUAACCACCGCAAAUUUGGUCUGCCGUCGUCGCAAGGCAGCCGAAGUGAAUACGGAGGACGUUAAGAAGGUCUAUUCCCUGUUCUUGGAUGAAAAUCGUUCAAGCAAAAUUCUCAAAGAGUAUCAGGAUGAUUACAUGUUCAGUGAGAUCACCGAGCACGAUGGUGACGAAUCGGUGGCGGGAGGCGGUGCAAAGCGUCGCAUGGAAUCCAGCGGAGAUGCCCAGCCAAUGGAGCACUAAGAUUUGGUUUAUAUACAAAGAAAAAAACAUAACAAAAAAAAUUGUUCCCCAGUAAGCGAUUAUCGAAUAAAUGGAUAAAAAAAAGUAA
Molecule: messenger RNA, 1688 nt
Organism: Drosophila willistoni
Lineage: Eukaryota; Metazoa; Arthropoda; Insecta; Diptera; Drosophilidae
Gene: rept
Product: ruvB-like helicase 2
Exons: 1
Coding region: 158-1600 (480 amino acids)
Biological process (GO): box C/D snoRNP assembly; regulation of transcription by RNA polymerase II; chromatin remodeling
Cellular component (GO): Swr1 complex; NuA4 histone acetyltransferase complex; Ino80 complex
Molecular function (GO): ATP binding; ATP hydrolysis activity; DNA helicase activity
Source: RefSeq, a predicted model, not a curated record